UUACUCCCUCUCUGGGGAUGUUCUGGCAUCUUCUCUUGGAGGUCUUGCUGAGGGGAGAUGGUUGCUUACUAUUCAGGUCCAAUGGCCCCUAGCUGUCAUAAUACUCUUUAACUAGAUAAGAAAAACGCAUACUCAACAUUUCUUCUAUCCAUCACUAUAUUUCUCAUCCCCAUUUUUUCCAGCGUCCCCUGUCCUCAUCAGCUCUCCUUUACUCUGCAUUUCCCAAGCCAUGCGUGAAUUAGAUCCACUGGUACAGGAGUACCAACACGACAAGCAUCGACCGAGGGAAUCCGAGGCCCUUCUGAUUCUCCGGAAAAUUGCCUCACUGGUAAAACCAAUUAUGCGUCGACGUUCCUGGAAGGUUGGAACCCUUUGCGAAUUUUAUCCCCAACAACAGAACCUUCUUGGCCUCAACGUCAACGCCGGGCAAAAAAUAUGCCUGCGCCUCCGGUAUCCGGGGGACCAGGGCCAGUUUCUGCCUCUCGAGCAGGUUGUAGACACCAUGCUACACGAGCUAUGUCACAUUGUGCAUGGACCUCAUAAUCAACAAUUCCAUGCUCUCUGGAAUCAACUACGUGACGAACAUACGGAGCUUGCCAUCAAAGGAUACACUGGAGAAGGGUUCCUUUCUGAUGGAAGACGUCUUGGGGGCAGAAAAAUUCCCAUCGAUGAAGCCCGCAGGCAAGCUAGAGCGGCUGCAGAGCGGAGACAACUUUUCUCCGCUGGCUCAGGGCAGCGAUUAGGAGGCGCCUCCACUAUGCGGGGAGGCGACAUGCGAAGAGUUAUUGCAGAUGCGGCGCAAAGACGCAUAGACGUAACCAAGGGCUGUGCAUCUGGAGCGGAGAAUUCUAAUGAACUUGCCGAGGAAGCAUCCAGAAAUGGAUUCCGAACAAAGGCAGAGGAAGAUGAUGCAAACGAGCGAGCGAUUAUGCAGGUCUAUAUUGAUCUGAUUGAGGAGGAAGAAAGAGAAAGAUACGGUCCAUCUUACAUUCCACCCAGCCAAGACAAUCCGGCAGGGCCUCGAGCAAGCCUUUCUCCUCCGCCGGUUCCUCAGAAUACUAAACCACACUUACCAACUCGGUCAGAGGAGCCGGUCGACCUCACAGCAGAUGAUACCCUCCAGGAAACUACGUGGAUGUGCCCUACUUGUACACUCAUCAACCCAGCCAAUUUUCUAUGCUGCGACGCUUGCACAGCUGAAAGACCCCAUCUUUCUAACCCUCAUUCUACACCAAAGCCGCCGUCGACGACCGAAUCUAACGCAUCGCGCCCUGUGAAUAGAAACAAACGCCCGGUAGACCAUACUGUUGAAUACAAUAACACCUUCAAGAAUAGAAGAAGUGCCGUUGAAAGCCUUGCUGCUCUUGAAAGUAAUGCCCAGAAACGUCCUCUCGGAUGGCUAUGCCACUCCUGUGGCACUUUCAUGGAGACCGAAUGGUGGACAUGCUCCGGCUGCGGAACAAUGAAGCCCGCUUCAUGAGAACUAGGACUGACAAACACACUUGGUGUCUGAACUAGUUAUCAAUGAUUAAUGACUGAUGGAAUUUAAUGCCUGUAUAUUAAUCAGAAACUGUUGAAUCGCUCUACCCUGGGGGCAAAUGAACAAAAUAGG
Molecule: messenger RNA, 1612 nt
Organism: Aspergillus ochraceoroseus IBT 24754
Lineage: Eukaryota; Fungi; Ascomycota; Eurotiomycetes; Eurotiales; Aspergillaceae
Product: metalloendopeptidase WSS1
Exons: 2
Coding region: 230-1480 (416 amino acids)
Source: RefSeq, a predicted model, not a curated record